Molecule: messenger RNA, 1922 nt
Organism: Drosophila arizonae
Lineage: Eukaryota; Metazoa; Arthropoda; Insecta; Diptera; Drosophilidae
Gene: hd
Product: humpty dumpty
Biological process (GO): nuclear DNA replication
Cellular component (GO): nucleus
Source: RefSeq, a predicted model, not a curated record
UGCACCAAAACAACAACAAAGAAAGAUUUUACGCGGGACUUCUGUUAUUGUUGCUGACAAAAAUUAUUUUAAUCUUCAGUUAUGUCCAGCGAUGGGAUUUUAAGCUCCAAAUGGACGCGUCCCGACGAUUUUAUAAAGCUGCAAAGGCUAAAACAAAAAAAGAAACAACUUGCGGCACGUGUGAACAGCAACAACAAUAACAAGCGCCCAGAAUUGGAUGACAAUGAUAAAAGCAAGUUACUGGAAGCCAAAAUAGCACAAAAGCGCAAUAACCCAUUUGCCAAAUCCACAGAUGGCGCCAAGAAGCAAAAGAUCGAUGAUCAAGCGUACGAUGCAACUGCAUCCGAAGUUAGGAAUACCGCAACAAGUAAUUUAGCAUGCUUGACAUCCACACGUCCGCCAGCAGCAAAGUUAAAUUUACAGAAAUUCGAUGCUCAGGCAUUUGCAAAGCUACUGCAUCAAGCCAAGGCCACACAAGCCGAUGAGGAAGAUGAUGCCGCAUUGGCAGCGCGACAAAAGCAUACGCCACAUCUGCCAAUGGAUUGGUGCCUUAAGACGCGAGUGCGCUUCUUCUGUCCAACUGAGCUCCCCUCCACACAACUUAAGACCUCACAGGUGGCCAGCGGGCUGACCAGCUUUGUGCGUUGCUUCGACACCAACCAGACGGAGAGUACCCUGGAUAUAUCGGAUGCAACACGAUUCAAUCAAUGCACUUACUAUUGGCAGCAUCCGCAUCUGCCUUGGCUUACGCUAUUUCCGCGCAGUGCUAAGGAGAAUAAUGGAAUCACAAUUGGUGAACGUGAGCGUAAGGCACUGGCCGAAGAGUGGGACUAUAGCUUUAGAGGACUCUUUCAGUUGCUUCGUGCACGUCAAUGUCCGUACUUCUAUUUGUGUGCCAAUUCUUUUACGGUGCUAUUUCGAGCAGCUGGCACUGGCGGGCGACCAGAAACACAUGCCUUGGUUACACCAUCUACUCGUGGCAUGCGUAGCGCACUUCAGCAGGAGGGGAUUGAGUACAGCAUGCCACUGAAGCAGCAACAAGACGCUGGAGAGGGAGGAGCCUCGAAUGGCAGCUUUACAGAAGAGACCGAGGCAAACACCAGCGAUAGUGGAACGGGUCUAGCCUAUGGCCAGGCCAAAGAUAUUGAACACAUUUCCGAUGAAGAUGACGAUGAUGAUGCUUGGCUGGAAAGUUUGGGCGUGGAUGAGCGCGAAUUACGUCGCAUACAAACGACGCACGCAAGGAAAUUGCAGGCAGCCGAAAUGUCCGAGGAUUUUAGUGACAAUUCUUUGCUGCUGAUCGAAGGUGUCGAGUGUCAAGGCUUCUUCAGUUAUCUACUCAAUGCCAAAAGUACAAUCACCAGCGUGGGCCGCCUGGCGGGAGUUCCACCCACGCUUUUGGCUCCUGUUGCAUUUCCCAAAGCUACGAUGCAGCACUUGGUGCCACGUUCCAAGAAAGUAAGACUCGAUGGCAUCGAUUACCACAGCAUUGAUAUUAAAGGAGUGCUGUUGCCUACAUUCCUGCCAAGCGUUGCGAUGCUGCUGUGCGAGACGCGACACACAUUUAGUGCCACGCUGGCCAGCAGUAUUAAUACACUCUCUUUCAGCAAGGCGACGCAGAAGCUGCUGGAGUCUACCACUCCUGCCGAAUCGAAGGAGGCUGUGGAGACCGAUGCCGGAUGCUUGCAGGUUUUCGGAGAGCAAAAUCUGUCCGACUGUGGUCUACUGCCCGCUGUAGUGAGCGCAAUUUGUCGGACAGGUCAAAAUGCUGUUGGGUUGCUGGAACGUGUCUGUUAUCAAAAAGGGGAGGGAUAUGCUUGGAGCUGACCUAGUACCUUUCUGUCUUAAAAUAAUACACAACAUUUUCUUAGGCAGCUAUUACUAAUUAAUCUAUAUUUUCGAAAAAUAAAAUUUUGAAAGUA